AUUAAAGUUACUUUUCAUUGGGUUUGGUUGUGCAUCCACUGCACCUGAUCUGAGCCAAACAUGAAGUACUGGACACCAUCCAACAUUUACAAGGCAGCCUUAAUCUUGAUCGUCAGUCAAGUCUUUCAAGUUUAUUCGUUGUCUCUCGAAGCCCAACUGACUAUUGGUGUGAUCCUUGCUCGUCUCUUAAAGCCGAAGUUUGUGCCUGUACCCAUACCACUGCCAUUUCCACUGAAAUUCAAGAAGCACAUUCAUAAGCCUUAUCCAGUUCCAGUGCAUAGCCUGUCGGCUGUUGCCCACCACGUUGGCCCCAGUCUACAUGGAGUUGGAUACGGUGGUCAUCCGCAAUAUUCUUCUGGACAUCAUGCUUAUGAGCAACUUCACUCAGCUUCCAACAAUAUAGGACAUCUGGUGGAACAAUUGAGCCACAGUCCAGACGUUCUACAUGCCGGUCAUUCGAGUGAAAUUCCGACCAUUCAUGAUAACCUUGAUGAAUUUUCAAGCAUUGCAGAAAUAGAGGCCUUGAACGCAAACGCAGAUUGGUGGAAAUAA
This is a messenger RNA of Uloborus diversus, 552 nucleotides long. RefSeq lists its product as uncharacterized. The coding region runs from base 61 to 552 and encodes 163 amino acids. The record is from RefSeq and is a predicted model, not a curated record. The transcript has 3 exons. Lineage: Eukaryota; Metazoa; Arthropoda; Arachnida; Araneae; Uloboridae.